UUCACUAAGUUACAAUACCAGCCGAAUCCGCUUGAAUCCGCCUCACACAUUAUACGCUAUGAGCGAUGAGCACGCAGAGCGGCUGCCGUUACGGCGGGUCCACUUAUCAUAGUUCACGUGUCAAUGGCUUCCAUCUUCCGCUCCGUGAGCAACAAAAUCCCAGCGUUCACACACCAGACCGCUUUCAGAUGCUGUUUAAAGUGCCCGCCUUGGUCCAAAAUCCUCCCGGUUGACCAUAGUCACACGGCAGACUUCAUGUGGUGUACUGUCCAUAGGCGCGCCCAUGCAAAUGGAUGUCCUGUUCCGCGGUUUAAGUUCCCGUUGCCAAGCCCGUCGCGCGGCUUCAGGACAUCCGUUCCGCUCCCAACAUCGCAGCCGUUCGACCACAGCUUCCGUCUUGGCCUCCACACGACACUUCCUUCUGGAACGGCAACUGACCCGCGGCUCCACCCCGCAGUGUUAAGUCCGGUUCCCAUCAGGUGGCGGAUAGACUGUGUUCUGGUUCGCCAAGUCUGGGGCCCCGCACUGUUACGGUAGGCCCGAAUCAAUGGUUCUCGGCGCCCUCGAGGCGAUAGAGCGGAGCAACUCCAACAAGCGCGCUAUGGAAUUCACGAUCUAUAUAGCUAUGACCUGUUCGCACCAACAUGACGAUCAUCACUACCAUUACCUCCCUGGUCAUUCUCUGGCACCACCAUCAUCCAUUCGCCUACUAUGUCUGACAAAGCUACCAUGGAGAAGAACGAUGUCGAGUUCAAAGAGGAUGCCGUACAGGGGCAAGUGAGAGAUCAUCU
Molecule: messenger RNA, 791 nt
Organism: Paraphaeosphaeria sporulosa
Lineage: Eukaryota; Fungi; Ascomycota; Dothideomycetes; Pleosporales; Didymosphaeriaceae
Exons: 1
Coding region: 124-537 (137 amino acids)
Source: RefSeq, a predicted model, not a curated record